Aureobasidium subglaciale EXF-2481 is the source of this 1964-nucleotide messenger RNA. RefSeq lists its product as uncharacterized. The record is from RefSeq and is a predicted model, not a curated record. Bases 105 to 1847 code for a protein of 580 amino acids. Gene Ontology annotation, molecular function: oxidoreductase activity. Lineage: Eukaryota; Fungi; Ascomycota; Dothideomycetes; Dothideales; Saccotheciaceae. The transcript has 3 exons.
AUCUUUUUGUGUGGCAUUCUUUGUCGACGGCGCCCUACAUCAUUACCACGUCGCCCUCAACCCCUUCGCACACGAUAAUUGUAUCUCAAAAAACGCGUUACGACAUGGGUCAACAGAUGGAAAGCCAGAAGAGGAAGAAGGUACUGGUUGUUGGUGCUGGAGCUGCAGGCAUGUCCUGUGCCCACCACCUGGCCGAGCACCCCGACAAGUUCGAUGUCACCAUCAUCGACGCUGUCGACUACUGUGGUGGUCAGGCCUACAGUAUCCCCAUCGACAAGAACAAGUAUGGUGCCAGCUGGCUCAACCAGGGUGUUCAGGGAGGCUCGUACAUCUUUCACCACACCAUGACCAUGUUCGCCCGCCAGGGACACCAUGCUGAUCCCGUCAAGCUCCAGGUCGCCUUCGGAAAAGACGAGCAGUUCUGGACCAACGUCUACUCGACCAUGAUGCUUAAGAAGCACGAAAAAGAGGUCAGACGCUUCUACUACAUGAUCAAGAUGAUCCGUUGGUUCGAGGUCUUCGUCGCCCUCGUACCCAUCAAAUACGUUGUGAAGCUCUUCAUGUUUUCGGAAGAGUUUGCCAACAUUGUUGCUCUGCCUAUGGUCGCCCUGUUCUUGGGCACUGGCAACUACGCCCCCGAGGUCCCCACAAUGGUCCUCGAGAGAUUGUGCACAAGUCCCACCUACGGCAUGUGGUAUCCUCCGGACAAGGCCAGCGUUGCCAGCAACCUGCCUCCCAUGGUUGUUUUCCCAAACUUCAGCGAGUUCUACAGCGAUUGGAAGACCAGUCUUGAGAAGAAAGGUGUCACUGUCCGUCUGUCUACUGAAGUCACUCAAGUCGUUCGCAGAAACAAGGACGGUGUCGAUGUCAAGUUGAUCAAGAGAACGCCUGCCUCGGAUGGCCACACUCAAGACAGCGCCUGGGUACCCAACACAGUCGAAGGUCACAACGGCGAUGCCGAUGCUCAAGAGAAGGAAGAACACUACGACGAGAUUGUCCUCUGCGUCCUCACCGACACUGCUAAGCGCCUCCUCAAGCCCGUCGCUACAUGGAGAGAGAACAAAGUCCUCGGCUCCGCAAAGUUUGCCAACGACAUUACCGUCACUCACUCCGACGCCGACUACAUGCGCAAGCACUACGAGAUGGAGUUCAACGAAGAACAAGCCGUCAAGUCUAUCAACGGAAAGGACCAAUCCGAACGCCUCGACUACGCACGCAAGAACUUCAAGCCCAUGUAUCUGAUCAAGAUGUACCCCAAAGACAUGACCAAGCUUGAAAUGUCCUUCAACUGCUCAAACUAUCAAUCCCAAUUUCCUCCCGACACUCCCCUCGACAAUGCAGUUUUCCAAACCAUCUUCCUCAACAAGGACCGCGAUUCUCACCUCUGGUCUAUUGACGAGAUUGACGAGUCAAAGAUUAUCAGAAAGGAUUGGUGGCAUCAGUUGUGCCACUCCUUCACUCAUUACCUCUUCGUGGUCCCUUGGAUGUGGGCACUAAACGGAAAGAACCACACCCGUUUUGCCGCCGCUUGGACAAUGGUAAACGCCCACGAAGUCGCUUGUAUCUCUGGAACCGCCGCUGCCAUCGAUCUUGGCGCCACAUACCCCGAGGAUCUCGAGCGUGACCAGUUCGCCCUGCUCGCAUUCAGAUUGUACUACCUUCUUGCAUACGGCAAGUGGUAUAGCAGAAAGCACAAGAGCAAGAAUGCCAAGGAGAGUUACUCUACUGGAUUGUAUGGUAGUGUUUACCAGGGUCCUGGUGUCGCGUCUGAGGAGCGUACGUGUUGGAAGAAGGAGGUGGAGAACGGUCGUUCGCUGGAGGACUUCAGCAUGGCCAAGUCUGAUUAGAUGGGCGAUUAAAGAGUGUCUGUCUGUUUGCAGAUGAAGCAUCUUUGAGGAUUUAGUAUAGCGAUUUAUGUACUCGUAACGUAUACCAUAAUACACCCUAUCACACCUUAUGGCGAC